AUGAGCGGCAAUCAGGACUACAUAUCGCCAAACGAGCACCUCCAGCAGUCCCUCCAGAACACUUCCGCAUUCGAGGUGUUGGGCCACUUCUGCGGCAUACCCGCUGUCGGCUCCCCCCAACGACUCAAUGAGGCCGCCGUCGUCUGCAUCGACGCAGAGUGGUGGCAGAAAGAGCCCAAACCCACCACCGAGCUCGGAAUCGCUGAGCUCAUGCAGAAGGGACUAACCCCGACCAUCCACGCCGAAAACAUCCUCUCUAGCAUCCAAGCCGCGCACGCCCGCAUCAUCGAAAACGCCCACCUCAUCAACAGAUUUCCCGGCGCUGGAGACCCCGAGAACUUCCUGUUCGGCAAGACUAAGUUCGUCACCAUGGACGAGGUGAAACAGGUACUCAUCAACACGUUCGUGCGACCGCGGGAGUAUGGAGACGGGUCUGAUUUGCAGCCUAUCAUAUUGGUUGGUCACGCGGUAGAGAAUGAAUUCGAACACAUGCAGCGCGCUUUCGGAGUCGACCUGCUGAGCUACGGUACUAUCGUCAAAGUCAUCGACACGCAGCUCAUGGCGCAAGAGCUGGGCAUCAAGACACCACGCGGACCGUUCAUCGGACUCAAAGAUCUCCUCGCUCACUUCAACAUGGUUGUACCCAACCUCCACACCGCUGGCAACGACGCAGCCGCCACGCUCAUGGCCGCCGUCUUACUCACCCUAAAGCCGUGGAUGUACCCCGACGUCCCCGGCUCGCCACCCGCCGUCGUCCAGGGCCGUAGUAUGUCAGAAGUGGUGGCUGGAGUCAUGCAGAUGGGACAGUCGCUGUCGCCACCACCAUGGGGAGAGCUGGUGUACUGCAUUCGGUGUAUGUAUCAGUACUUGCCGAUACCGCCAAGGGACUACGGUUUCGGUGGACAGUAG
Molecule: messenger RNA, 909 nt
Organism: Alternaria arbusti
Lineage: Eukaryota; Fungi; Ascomycota; Dothideomycetes; Pleosporales; Pleosporaceae
Exons: 2
Coding region: 1-909 (302 amino acids)
Cellular component (GO): nucleus
Molecular function (GO): nucleic acid binding
Source: RefSeq, a predicted model, not a curated record